GCAACUAACACGAGACAAAAGGAUGCAGAAAAAAAAAAAAGGCAUUGUAGAUCUUCUGUAACUGUACUCCACUAAAAUCAUAUUUGUCUUUCUCAUUCAUACAUUGAAGGUACCUUCUUUUUUGUUCUUAGUGGUUUAAAUGCUAGUUCAGGGGAAGUUGUUUGAAACACAGAACCAAAGGGUUGGUUGUGUUUUUUUUCGAUUUGAACCCUUAAAUCGUUAGCCUGAAAGAGGUAUAAUCAUGAAGGAAAACACCCCUUGAACGGCCAGUUGGUUAGAAUGCAAGCACUGAGCUGCCAGUGCUCACGUUGCCUCUAUUUAUUUCUACAAGUCACAUGACUUGUAGAGACUAAGGGAAGAGGACAUUUAGUCCUUUUAAAACUUCUUGGCAGAAAGAUGAUGGCAUUAAGUUGUAGUUACAUUAAAGCUUUUUUUUCUUGACAUGAUUUUAUGAAUAGCGCAGCACAGAAUUUAUUCGUAGAGUGUCACAGGAUGUCUACAUGCAGAAUCAGUGUAGCAUUAUUUAUAUGUAGUAUAACAUAAUUUUCUAACAGUUUCACUCACAACUUCCAAUCACCCAUAUCCACUGUAGGCUGUGUUGUUUUUUUAAUACAUCAUCUGCUGUGUUAAUGUAACAAUCAUAAUCCAGACUCAAAAAUCAAAUACAACAAUACAAUUUGCUGCCUCGGUGGCCAGGAGAAGCAGAUGGUGGUGGACACAUACUUGAUCACUGAGGGGUCCUUGUCUCACUGUUCAGCAGUGUUUGUUGUCCAAGACGCCUGCUGGGACUUGCAAUUGCUUGGUUCUACACAUGGUGUUCUGGGUGUCCUUAUGCUUCCCCGUUCUGUGGUAACACCUGGCUGGCCAGGUGCCUUGGACCUUCCAGAUUAGUAAUGACGUGAAUCAGCCUAGGAACCUGGAGGUUGCUAGGACGUGUCAAGUGCUCCAACUUAGGGCACAGUACCUUCAAGAUCUGAUGAGGGAAACUGAAUGAAUACGAGACGCACUUAGUGCCACAGGAUGGCUACUUGCCUUAUAAAAUGGCGUAGUUACGAUAAAUACAUUGUAAGAGGAAGUAGGGGCUACUGCCGUCACGCCACCCCCUUGGAACCGUUACUAUACCAGUGGCACUAGCUUGGGAUAGCGCCUACUGCUCACGUGCUUAACCUGUGUGCUGCUUGAACAGACGGAGAACGACAGUCGGCGGUUCGAGAGGCGCCGCAGGCCCUCAUAAGCCCGAUCCGACCCAGCAUCAGACCGCAUUUCUCCAGGGGUCGGAAAUGAGGUAGGGCAGAAAUUACGUAGCGGAGUAGUGCGACGUGCCACCCCCCACCUCCCGGUGGUGUCGCCCAGGCUGACGGCUCUGCGCAUGCGCGGGACUGGGCUGCGCAGUCACGGUGUUGCGCCAUCCCCUCCGAACCCUACGCACCUGCGCUGCUGGGGUCAGGCCAGCGGCGCACCCAUCAUCCCUGUCAUGGCUGACGCGCGCUUGAGGCAGAUCAAGAUCAAGACCGGUGUCGUGAGGCGAUUGGCGAAAGAAAAAUGUAUGUAUGAAAAAGAAGCAAAACAGCAAGAAGAAAAGAUUGAAAAAAUGAAAGCUGAAGCAUGUGAUGAUUAUGGAAUUAAGAAGCAGAUCGAGAUCUUGCAAGAAUCCAGAAUGAUGAUUCCAGACUGCCAGCGCAGAUUAGAAGUCGCACGUGCAGAUCUUACUCAGAUACUAGAAAAUGAAAAAGAAUUGGAAGAAACCGAAGACUAUAAAGCAGCACGUUCCAUACUGGAGUCAGUGAAGCUGGAAGCCUAGGAGUUUUACAGUACUGUUUUUAAAUUCAUUAGCACUGGGUCCAUUCCACACUGACUGUGGCUCUACUACUAUUGUUGACUUGCUAAGGUUCCUUUUAUGCAAACUGGCCUUUCUCUAACUGCAAGAUGCAUCAAAUAAAGGAUGUUCUGAAACAUCUGUGUGUUCCAUAUUCAAGCAAAACAGAAACAUUUCCAAUUUACCUCACUUACAAAAGUAAAAAAUAAAGCUGAUUUAAUGUAAGCAUAACAGUGUAAGCAGCUAUACACAGACCUUAAUUUGGACAAUUCAGGCUAAGAAACAAAGUUUAGCUAUGUAAGGAAUGUGAGGGACCAAUAAAUACUUUAGAAUGAAAUAGACAUAGAAUGGUUUGUUGGAAGAGCCCUUAAAGAUUUAUCUAGUUCCAACCCUCUCUUGCCAUGGGCUUUAGAAGCACUUUACGUUUCAAAUAAUUUAAAGCCAUUAUAGCAUAACAAUCGGUACUGAAAGAGGAGAUGGACUAAAUGACCCUUCAAAGUCACCCAAAUUGUACAGAUACAAUUUAUCUGUAAUUCUAUCAGGUAUGUAGUCCCUGUUUAUCUUUGAGUCAAAGAUGGAAUUAGGAACUGAUUCCAAAUCUUUCUCAAUUUGACUGCAGUUGAUUUGUAGAGCCCAGUUCAGACAAUUACCAUUGAUAAAAAUUCUGUUCGUUUUCAAGGAAAAGAAUUUUAUGGUUAACUCGUAUGUUGUCAGAUCAGCUAUUAAGAGUUCUCAAUUGAAUGCUUUUCCUGAAAGCACCUUGGCCUAAGGGAGUUUUUUCUGAACAAAGCUCAAACCCCAGAAGAUGAAACAGAACUAAUAUGUAAGGGAGGAAUGCUUUAUCUGUGUGGAAGGCCAUUCAAACAUUAUGUACAAAAGCUGUGGUUAUUUUGAAAUAGCUUCUCUAUAAACAGCAAACUCUGUGGAUGAACAAGAAGGCUUUUUACAUUAGAUUUUCUAGUUUUAAAGUUCUCUGGCAUGUUCCUUAAAGGCAACACAAAGCACAGUGUACUUUUG
Molecule: messenger RNA, 2833 nt
Organism: Indicator indicator
Lineage: Eukaryota; Metazoa; Chordata; Aves; Piciformes; Indicatoridae
Gene: TBCA
Product: tubulin folding cofactor A
Exons: 4
Coding region: 1370-1801 (143 amino acids)
Biological process (GO): post-chaperonin tubulin folding pathway; tubulin complex assembly
Cellular component (GO): microtubule cytoskeleton; cytosol
Molecular function (GO): beta-tubulin binding
Source: RefSeq, a predicted model, not a curated record